AUGGUAUAUACCCAUUCGCUGGCUCGGCCAGUUGAUAUGCAUCGAAGGAAUCUCGCUGCGGUUGGAAUCAUAUUCCAAGAUCUUCGUCACCGCGUGAAGAGGAUCUUUGUAUAAAACACCUUAUAUAUUUCGUCUCAAAAUGGUCCGUACAAAAAAUUUGAACGCCGCUUCUGGAAGAAAGAAACGGAUCGAAGGAAUCGUCGAAAAUUUAAGCGCUAAAGCGCUUUCAACGCCGUGUAUUCCUGAUGAAAAUCACGCGGAACCAAUUUCUGUUUUGGGGGUUCGUGAAAGAUCAGUGGAAUCAAUAACAAACAGAAGCAGUCCCUUUGAGACAGGUAAAAUACCUACAACUAUUUAAACGUGCUAAAGUAUUUUGUGUGUGGUACCUAAGAGCUGUAACUUUGUUUAUUGGUUUGAUUUUGGUCGCGUUGUUAUGAAUUAUUUCAUUGCAAAGGGCAAUCUUCUGUAAGCAAAUGCUCUUCUUCCUCAACAUGGGAUUCAAGAGUAUUUGGACCCUUGAGAAUACCUCGUGAAUUUUCGACUGAAUUUUUGAAUGAUUACCAAAUAUUAUUAGUCGUAUUUGUUAACUAAGCUUGACUGUUUUGAUCUUAAGUGAAAUCUUGAGUUUAAGUAGUUAUUUGAUCGAAUUUAUGAAGAUUUUAUGCUCCUUGUGGAAUAAAUCCAUGCUGCAUGCGAGCGUCGGCUGCCAUUUUGUAUGCAUGAAAGAAGAUCGCUCGGUUUCCUAUUAGUUGAUCUUUGGUUGUUUGUCCUUUAAUACAAAAAAAUUCAUAGCAUCAUUACUGAUUUUAUGAUUCUUCAUGAAAGAAGAUAUUAAAUAUGGGAUGUGUAGCAAAAUAUUUUAUGUAAUCUUGGUUAACCUUGUGGUAAUAAGUCAUUGGAAUGCUUCAUUUUGUUUGUCCAUAUAAGUAUUACUCCCAGUGAUUGUGGAAUUUUGUUCUUAGAAUGAAAUGUACCUUUUAAUUCCUUGAAUAUAAGUUUAGAACUGUCUUGAUAUGAUAUGAGGUAUUUUGAGACUUGAAGGUCUGAAGGAAAAUUAAUACACACACCACUUUGAGCAUGUAUGUUUAGCUGUUUAUUUAAUGAAAAUAUUAAUGUGGUUCUGAUAUAAUUUAUAAAACUAAUGAGUGCACUCAGUCAGGGAUUCAUUUAUUAAAUUGGGAUUCUUAAAAUCCAGAUUCUUCUUUGUCAAGUUAGGAGUACAAAUGUAUUAAUGCAAACCUCUCAUCCGAUUAUUAUGGAAUAAUUUGGAAGAUUUAAGUUUUCAUUACUGUUGAAACAUAGUUUGCUUGAGAUUGGUAUACAAAUAGUGAACGUUUUCAUUUGUGCAUUCAUAAGAACAUUCUGGCGAGAUGAAAGAUGAAAUGUUCCAUACAAUGACACAACAACCGAGAUGGAACAUUCUAUAAAAUCUCAUGGAAAUAUUCUUUCUGUUACAUGAAUGAAAAUAUUUAUUUUAAUAUUUGACAUCAAAAUAGAUUAUUGUCAUUGAAUUGGAGUAAGGGCUGCAGACACAAUGCAAUUAGGAUUUUAACUGUUUGAUUAAUGCAAACAAAUCAUGCAAUGGAACAAAACAUAUAGUUAGUAGUGUCAGUACACCAUGGCUGGGCUAUGCAAUGGCAAUUUUUAGUCAGUAUCAUAAUCUGCAUCCGCAAAUUAUCCACAACUUCCCCCAUGGGGGACAUUGGAAGUCAACUUCUCUUGCACUUCAGACGUCCUAGUACAUUUUACUAUUAUAGAAAUGAAUUCCACCUCUCCCCUUCCGGAUGACAUAGAUUUUCCUCCAUUGUGGAAGUUUGUAUCUUUCCGGACUGAUCCAUUAAAUGAUAUAAUUAAGGUGUUAUAACAUUCAUUAUGAUGCCCAGGAUUCCAGAUUAAUCAUCUAGUAGCAACCAUUAUCUAGUACCAACCAUCAUCUAGCAACCGUCGUCUAGUACCAACCAUCAUCUAGUACCAACCAUCAUCUAGUACCAACCAUCAUCUAGUACCAACCAUCAUCUAGUACCAACCAUCAUCUAGUACCAACCGUUAUCUAGUACCAACCAUCAUCUAGUACCAAUGAUCAUCUAGUACCAACCGUCAUCUAGUACCAACCAUCAUCCAGUACCAACCGUCAUCUACUACCAACGAUCAUCUAGUACCAACGAUCAUCUAGUAUCAACCGUCAUCUAGUAUCAACCGUCAUCUAGUACCAACCGUCAUCUAGUACCAACCAUCAUCUAGUACCAACCAUCAUCUAGUACUACCAACCAUCAUCUAGUACCAACUGUCAUCUACUACCAACGAUCAUCUAGUACCAACGAUCAUCUAGUAUCAACCGUCAUCUAGUACCAACCGUCAUCUAGUACCAACCAUCAUCUAGUACCAACCAUCUAGUACCAACCGUCAUCUAGUACCAACCAUCAUCUAGUACCAACCGUCAUCUAGUACCAACCAUCAUCUAGUACCAAUCGUCAUCUAGUAGCAACCAUCAUCUAGUACCAACCAUCAUCUAGUACCAACCGUCAUCUAGUACAAACCGUCAUCUAGUACCAACCGUCAUCUAGUACCAAUGAUCAGAGUGUUGGGGCUGCCAAGGUGAAGGUAAUAUAGUAACUAGCUGUAGCCCAUCAUGGCACCCUCUAAAGUUGGAUCUGCUAUCUUUUGUGUGUUAAUAUUUCGAUCAAAUCCCACUAUGAGGGCCUGACCAUAGAUUUCAAGUUCCGAAUUGCAGGAUUUGAAAUAACAUCUCGCACAAGUAACUACUUAAAGUGAGGUGAAUUAAUUUUGGCCCAGUCCUAGGGCUGAAUCAAUAAAUAUACUUCACUAGGUAUCCAGUAUUAUCAUGUGAGCAAGAUAAAGAGAUAUGGUUGGCUAAUGUACUCAUUAAUUAUUAAUGAGUUUGAGAUGUUUGGUUAUUUUUCUAUACAUGGAUGGAUUUGGUGGUGGUGGUGGUGGGUGUAUGUAGGGGGUGCCAAUUUCCAUAUAUUAAAUUUUUGAACGUGGCCGGCAUAUCAAACAAAAUGACGUUUUGGGCUUUGGGAGGCUUCUUUGACAAUCUAGGCAACUUAGAUUGAACAAUUUUCUGACAAGCUCAAGGUUUGAUUGACACAGCUGGGGGUUCUUCAGUGAUAUAGGCAUACAAGGCGGGGGGCUGGAGUCCCCCCAAAUUCUUGCCACAUAGGGCAAUUUUUGGUUCACUGUUGGUAAAAAAUUUGGUAACGGGGGGACGGGGAGUCACAAGACAUCGGACAAAAAGCGACCGCCCCCUAAAAUUUUGUCGCCUGUACGCCUAUGUUCAGUGAUAAUGCACCCUGUUCCUUGAGGGUGGAAGAAGAAUAUUUUAAAAUAUUUAAUAUCCCUACCUCUAUAAGUCAUAUUUCCACUUUAAAUACCUGGGGUGGGCCAAAUAUUCAUUCUAAUUCCUACUUGUAAUAUUUAUAUUCCUACCCUAAAUAUUCAUAUUCGUACCAUUCAUAUUCAUAUUCAUAUGCAUACUAAACUUUAAAACCAAUUAUUCAAUAUUCUUCUACCCCCAGUAUUCAAUAUUUGUCUUACACCCCCAACAGUCUCAAUCUGCUUUAUGAUCUAUUAUUAAGCACCCCCCGGCCCUCACCCCCUUUUAAGGCAUGUCCCUGGUUUCCGACCAAAACUUCCAGACGGAUUCUCUUCAAGUUCAAGCAGGAUCCAGUUCCGACUUAAAAAUAUUGGUUCCAGUACAUCCCCACCAUCGGAUGUCCUGGGUCCUAAAAUGAAUUAAUAGACAAUAAAAAGUGAUUCUGGGGCAUCAGGGAAAAGUACAUUUAUAACAAAGAGUCAGAGGAGAUGGACACAUAAAUAUUCAUGAUUUAUUAUGACCGAUGAGGGGCAUCAGUCCAUGAGCUGUUGGGAGAAUCUUAAUCACAGAUUCAGGAUUAUUACUGUUUAAUUGUGCCCCCCCCCCCCAGUGGGCUCUUUGAUCUGUAUCUGGUUGUUUGUCUAGUGCAUGGCUAUUCAUAACUUCGGGCAAAAAUCUCAGAUGAGGAAAUUAGCCAACCACAUGCACAGUGCUUUAUUUUGGUGAUGCGGUGAUUGUACUUGAGUCUUGAUCUAGUCAUAGGACUGCAUCAAAAUUAAGUUCGUACACUUUUAGGCCGGAAUUAUUUUGUAUGAAGCCCUGUACAGACGACUUUACUUGUUCGUGCGUACGACACUGCGCACUCAUCUUCGAGCGGCCAUUGCCAUUAAAGGAAUAAAGGUUCAUUAAAGACCAUGUAAAGUCCAUAAUGUAAACAAACGCUUUGUUUACAUUUUGAACUCAGUGCUACAGUUGUAAAAUAUGAUUAGAUAUAUAUUAUACUGAAUUUUUAACACUCUUCUGGUUCGCUAUGCUUGUUUAUGAAUACAGACUAGAGAUUCAAUUCAAGAAAGUUCGGAAUAUGCGAAAUAUUAAAGAUGAUAUCCACUCCAUUCUGCGCAUCAGUUCUGCUCAUAACAAAGGGGGACCCCCAGAUAUAAACAUUGCCCAAAUUUUGCAUCUUUCGAACUUUUUUGAACUGAAACGUACAGUUUAUGUACUGUUUAAUAAACGAGCAGGAGUGUUUUAUUAGGUUUAAAGCUAAUAAAAGACCUAAUAAAACAUGACCUGCGAGUUUAUUAAACGGCUUCAAACACGACCAAAUUCAAUAGAUAUACUGCCUUAUUGGUAUUCUUUAUAUAAAGAAUACUAACGAGGACAAAACGAGGACAUGACUACAAUAGAUACCUGCCUUAUUAGUAUUCUUUAUAUAGUAUUCUUUAUAUAGAGUGUUUUAUCAGGUUUAAAGCCACUGCACGUGACAUAUUAUGGUAUUAUGGUUGACAUGAUUUGUCAAUUAGCUUAUGAAUUAUUAAUGAUGUUUGAAAUUCAUUUACAAGCAUAACGAACCAGAAAAGUGUUAGAUAUUCAGUUAGUAUAUCAUAUUUUACAAAUAUAGCGGUUCAAAACGUAAACAAAGUUCGCGCAUGUGCACAGGAGUGGACAUCAUCUUUAAUAACUUUCCAAUGGUCGGGACCCGACCUUGCUUGCGCAGAACGUAUGCGCAGAACGGACUUUACAUGGUCUUUAAUUAAAUCAAUUAAAUCUCGUUUAUUUUGAAAUUCGCUUUUGAAGUUGGUAUAUCAUAGACAGUUUUAAAUUUUGUUGGCAGCUGCUUUGAACGAGAAUUAUCGUGAAAUUAGCCUUUCUCACGCCGCCAUUUUUGGGGUACGUGCUUUUUCCAAAUCUGAGAUUGUACGCAGUAAAUAAGGGAUUUGAAUAACUCUAAUUGUGAGUAUAAUCAUUAUAAGUUAAUUUGCGUUUAAAUAUUUGAAAAAUGUUUUCACAUCGCUUAGGUUUUUUACGUCGUUUUUGAAAAAGUACCGCAAAAAAUGACGAAUUUGGCCUUCGUGGAAAAAUAUUGGUCGAAAGGAAACUCGUACGUCGUACAAGUGACCUCGUUUGGACUUCAAACAAUAAGCUAAUAUGCCAACCAGUCAAAUGUGAGAUCCUUUGGAUUAAACGCAAACGUUGUAGCCCAAGGUUCUAUUCAGGUGUUGCGCUAUGACGUACAUAAAAAAUUCUCCGCCAUUUUGGGUGGCGAAAAUCGUUUAUUCAACCGACUACUACACAGAUGUGGACCAUUAUAACGCUUCAAAAUGCUCAAAUAAAAGCAACAGCAACAGUCAGUGCACAGUCUUGCUUUGACGCCAUGUUUGUCUUUAAUAACUAUUUUUAAUUUGAUGCUUGUGAUGUUACUCUGAGAGUAUAUCCACACCGGGCAAUUUUCUGAGUGUAUAUCCACACCGGGCAGUAUUCCCACCGUGGCCAGGCAUAUUUUUCAAGCUUGCCCGGUGUGGAUAUACACUCAGAGAGUAACAUCACAAACAUCAUAUUCACCUGAGUACAUUACACCAACACAGAAAAAAUCAUAUUAUUAGAUUACAUUGAUAUCGAGGGAACUAGAUUCGGUUCCGAAAUAUCACAUACUCGAACCGACCUGACCGCGUAGCUCAGUUGGCAGAGCAUUGUGCUAGUAUUUCAAAGGUCGUAGGUUCGUUUCCCACCGUGGUCAGGCAUAUUUUUCAAGCUUGCCCGGUGUGGAUGUACACUCAGAGAGUAACAUCACAAGCAUCAUAUUCACCUGAGUACAUUACACCAACACAGAAAAAAUUAUUUUUAAUUUGCCACCCAAAAUGGCGGAAGGCAUCGCACGAGAUCUUGGCGUGAUCUGUCCACUCAAGAAAAUUUUCGGCGGAAAGAAAAAUUUGAAGUUAAAAUUUUUCAACUUUUAACAAUGAUAUUUUCGGAAAAUGUUCUGUCCGUGGAAAUUUUUCAUGAGUGGAAAUGGGGCUUUAUGACUUGUCGUUGGCGGACCAUAUUGCAAACAUUGUGUCCAAAGCCAAUAGAAUGCUUGGUUUUCUGUUCUGAUGGUGUCUCUUGUGAUAUUCAGAGAACCCUUUACAUUUCGCUGGUAAUAUCACAUCUUAUUUAUGCCAGCCAAGUGUUGUCACCCUAUCUGCACGGAUCUAUUCACUUGAGACAGUACAAAGGAGGCCGUUUCAUCCUCCGAGGCUUUGAACUAUUAACUCUGUGCUAUUUCCUUCUUGACCUUCUUUUACUCUUUCAUUGUGUCAAUGGCAAAAUAGGUCUCUACAUAUCUGAAUUUGUCCGGCUUUCACACUCAGAAACACAUUGCGGAUCCUCCGGGUUGGACCUUCGCCCUACUUUACUCGCACAUCUGUAUUUCGCGCAGGGGCGGACUGGCCGGUCGGGCUCACCGGGCAAAUGCCCGGUGGGCCCCUCGCUUGUAAGGCCGUUUUGGGCCCCUUCAAAUUGGCUUAAUUUAAAUGUCAUUUAAAUAAAUGGCUAGAAGCUCCAAAUCAUAAGCAUGAGAAGUAGGAAGCACGCUUCCAACCACUUUCCUCGCCCGACUAAGGGCCCCUGCGAUCUUUUCUCCCCAGUAUUUUUCUUUUAUAUAUACACAAAAAGAUACUAAGGGAUGGCUUUGGGGGGCGCCAAAACGCAAAACGGGAUAACUGGGCGUUUUCAGCUGCAAAGAAACGUGAUUAACUCGAAGAUAUUCUCGGGUCAGUGCGCAAAUUUGAAAUUUAAAGCAAUAUAAAGUUAGUUAUAUACUGAAAAAAUGAUGGGGCGACACUGCAUGUUAGUAUAUUAUAGGGUCCGCGACCCGCGCAAUCCUCCGCCUAAAAUUUAGCUUUGAAAUCUUGGCAACUGGGCAACUUUUCAAUUACAACACCACUCUCGGAAUGCCUUCAAACGUGAGGCUUAAAUCUUCUUCAAUCAUUGAGAAUGUUUCAAUCUGCUAUUGGAAAACUUGAGAGUAUCAGCAGAGAUUUUCCAACUGUCCUGAAUAUUGCAACAUGUGCAGGUCGCAAAGAAAGCCAAGAGCAAACGGGUUAGCUUUGAUACCGAUGUUGCAGUAGAAGAAAGUCUACUAUCCAAAGCGACAGAAAGAAUUCGAAAAAGGAAGUUACAUUUCGGUGAAAAGGAUGACACUGACAAUAGGGCGAUGGAUGCAUGCUCACGAGGACUAUCAAGUGAAUGUUUUCAAUAUCGUAAUGGAUCAAAUUGUAACAAGCACCAAUAGUAGAUUUGAGAACCACAAGGACUUUACCAGGAUUUUUCCUGUUUGGACCCUUGCCAAUUUGAUGAAUGCAGAACAGACAGAGAAUGCCUGAAAAUGCAUUAGAGAGUCUUUGUGAAAAGAUUGGAAAUCAUGCAUGUUGAACCAAUUCAUACAGUUGUAAGCAGAAACAAGUUUUGCAGGUCAUGUUUCAGCUGCGAUUUCAAACGCUUUUAUGAAUAUGGUCUCAACUUAUCUACGUAUUCUGAACUAUAUGCAGCUCAUCAGUAUUUAGUACCGCUCUUAGUGUAACGCAAGUCGACUGCGAAACACGUUUCUUGACGCUUAAAUUUAUAUUAACAAGCAACAUUGGGCAGGAAAAAUUAGAGGCACUUAUGCUGACGUACAUGCAUAAACAGAUGAUCAAUGACAUAUCAAAUGAACAGAUCAUCAACCAGUUUGCCAACAGUUCCUUGGCACUGAGACGGCUCCUAACGCCAUGAAGACAUUGAAGAGUAGACAAUAAUUUCCUUUCUCUAUUUUGACGUUAAGAACAUAAAUUCAUAUUUCAUUUAUAAUUUAUUUGCGUAAGUUACUUUUAUAAAAUAAUGACAUUUUUGCAGAUCAAUGACUAAUGAUAAAAGUGCCUACUAAAAAUUAAAAUAGGAUAAGGUAAUUUUAUUUUUUUUUGGGGGGGUCAGGGCCCCCAUCUAGCCAAAUCGCCCGGGCCCCCUUGAGGUAGCCAGUCCGACCCUGAUUUCGCGAAUCAUAUUUUGUCCGUAUUUGCCCUCUGUCGAACGCGUUACCCCUUGCUAUCCCCAGUUGCGAGCGUACAGCAGUUUUCAAAAUUCAUCUGAAGAACUUACUGUAUGUUCGUUCAAUCCACCUUUGAUUUGGAAAAUAUCCGUUCGUGACGCCUUUUUUCCCCAUCUGCAGAAGCCCUAAUGUGGACUCAGCUUGUAGCUGCUGACCGGCUCACCGAGAGGUUGCACAGGGGUCGGGGCAAAAUUUUUCCAGGGCCCCUAUGACGUCAUAAUUGUAAAACAGGAGAAGCGGUGUUAUAGAAUAUAUUGCACUUUAUUGCAUAUUCUUCAGCACUGACACAGCUAGGAUAUAUAUUCUCUCGGGUAAGCAAUCUUAUAUCAACAAAAUUUAAAGCCAGGACUUCGUCGCUUUGGGGACCUGAGCUGAAGGCCUGGGGCAAAGUGCCCUCCCUGCCCCCACCCCUAAUUAAUUAAGAAGUCAUUUCCGUUAUGGUCAUUAUUUGAUUCAACAGACAAUAUACGUUCUAUAUAUACAUUCAAAGAACCUUUGUGGUUUGUUUAUUUCUUGCAAAAGACGAGCAGCCAGACAAUUGUAGGACUUUUAAGAAUUUCAUUAACAGCAUUCAUGAAUUUCGUAUAAAUUUCGGAACGUGGAUUUCAUAAGACAUGUGUGAAUUCUAUAGUAUAUAAGCUAUAUAAGUAUAGGUAAUAGUAUGGUUUUGAGUGCAAUUUGGAUGAUUUGAGUGCAUGUUUAUCCAAAUUUCACGAGAAACCAUGCUAUUACCUAUUAAUAAUUUAGGUAAAAGUAAUCAAAUCUGAACGUGACGAAAUGUGGGAAUCUUUGCGCCGCGCUAAGUGCAGCCAUGUUUGUUUUGAAAAAAGAAUAUUUUUAAAUUUUCCCCGCCAAAACUUAGCUCAAUUUUGAUUGGUUCAUAGUGAUUACAGAAAAUUGCACUGUGAUUACAGAUUUUUGCAUUGCUGUUUAGAAUUAACUGCACUGAAAUCAACCAAUCACAGACGAGUGAUACUUUUAUGUAUGAUAUUGCACAAGUAACCAUAGCUAGGCAAGGUUCGCACAAAACUUGAAAAUCUGUGAAAGUCCUUGAAUUUGAACAAUUUAAACAAAAGAAUCUCAUUGAAUAGCAUUUAAACAAAAGAAUCUCAUUAUUUUACCUGCAUUUACCCGUAGUGGGACUACUUGAAACCCAUUCACUGUAUAUCUCCUCAAAUAGCCUGGCUAGUUAUUCGUUAUUUUUAUUUGUCUGUUUUACAUUGUAGUUUCUUAUGAGAUUCCAGCUGGUAUGCAGUUUUUUGGUAUCAUUGCUUCCAAGCAGUUGUUCCAAGGGCAAAAGUUUGGUCCGUUUCCUGGGAAUAUUGCUCAAACUGUAGAUCCAAGUGUUUUGAACUACUCGUUUAUUUCUCAGGUAAGGGGGGGUGCCAAGUACGAAACUGUGUGGCAAUCAUCCUUACUUGCAGCUCAGAUCUAAGCUGAAUAUCAACUUGAUCGAGUCAUAGUUAAUAGAAUAGAUGGUUUGGAAAGUCAUUAGAAUGACAAUAUAACUCAUUAUCUAUGUUAUUCAACGUUUAUUCAUAAAUCUGGUCGUUCAUCGUCACGUGCGUAUUGUAUUUUUGCCCAACUAACCAAUAGCAAUGUUUUAGGGAAGUUGCCUAUCUGUGACUCGAACAAUAGGGUAAACUGGAAAUUGCUAUUGGUGAAUUUGGCAAAAAUACAAAACGUACGUGACGGUGAACGACCAGAUUUAUGAAUAAACGUUGACUAACACAGAUAAUGGGUUAUGUUGUCAACUUGUCAUUCUAAUGAGUUUACAAACCAUCUAUUCUAUUAACUAUGAUCGAGUCAAAGGCUUCAGUACUACGGUGGCAACCAGAAGGCUUACUACGGGCACCUAUUGUUGCCACCGUAAGACUCAUAUUUGAUCAUGGAGCCCAGCUACGAUAAGAGGGUUAGUCUUGUUCUUUUUUCAUUUAUAUAUGGACCAACUUUUUAGGCGACUAGCAAUACUCCGCCAAAUUCGUCGUCGCCAUUCAAUUUGUGCGUCUCCAUCAAUUUCAAUGGCUGUCGUGUUCAAUUUUACCUGAACUGCGGCUCGAAUUCUACACCUGGACCUGUACAGCCUAAAUACGUUUCCCCGUAUAUUUCCCGUAUUUCUUACAGUGGUUCUCAAGAGCGGUUUUAUAUUACACCAUUUUCCCAUGUUCGUUACGCGGCAUAUUGGAACACCUUUCACGGUUUGUGUCCAGGCUUUUGGCACUUGCUUUGGUCCAGACCCAGGGUGUUAGCUAGCCCAUAUUCUGCCCAUAUACUUCCCAAUUGAAGUAGCUAAGGGGCUUUCCCAAUUGAAGUAGCUAAGGGGCUUUCCCAACUGGGUCUAAAGAGCGUUUUAUUUACUUUUUCCCAUUAACUAUUUUCUCAAAAUGUAUCGCGUUUAAUUCAUAUUGGGUGUGUAUUCACUGAAAUGAAAUGUACAAAACAAAGUGUAAUCGGUGUGCAUCCGUGUUCAUUCACCGGAAAUGAAAUAUACAAAACGAAGUGCCAUCGGGUGCAUUUUUCAGUGUUCAUUCACCGGAAAUGGAAUGUACAAAACCAAGCUACCGUUGUUUGCAUCUAAGGAGAAACACGUUGGAAAAAACACUAUUUAUUCAAACACAAGGACUUUGAUCGGUCAAAAAAAACUUUCCCAAUUUACGUUUAACGGACAAAGCCUUUUUUUCUGGCUAACACCCUGACUGACCGUCCCGCGCUGUCCAACAAGGAUUUGCUCAAAGCAACCAUUUACCAUGGAUUAAAAUUUAACCUGGUGUUUUGAUUCGUAUAUUUGUUCAAGUGUGUACAUUUCCAAACUUCAGAAAAUAAAACUUCUACUGAUACAGACAAGAUUUCUGGGAAAAUAUUUCCGAGUUUAUAAACACUCUGUCACGAAGUUUAGUUUGAAAUUUAUGAACAAAGGUACUCGAUUAAAACCGGUUACCAACAUUUUGGCGUCUAUUAAUUGUAUCAUUUAGUGGCAGACUGUAUGUUGCUUCCGAGAUGCAUUCCGGGAUAUCAGAACCAAAUCGAUCCACUACAAAAUGUUCCCUUUUCGUCCAAAGUAAUAUACACGCUUCUGGAAAGUACGUCACCUUGGCUAUAGAGCCUCGUUUUCGUGAUUGAGACGUGGGUUUUAACUGAUGUCAUACACGAAAACGGGACCAGUGGUGCCUAAAUUACUUUGAAUUUGUACUCGAGUAAAAGUAGAAGUAAUUAACAAUAAAACGACUUGAGUAAUCGAGUAAAAAGUACUGGAAGCAAAACGUACUUAAGUAAAAAGUACAAAGUAUCCUUAAAAAAUACUUGAAGUACAAAGUAAAAGUACUAUUGUCUGUAGCGUGUAGAGGGGGAGGGUGACUUCUCCAAUGGAUUGACAUACAAAAGACACAAAACAGCACACGCGUUAUAUGCGUACACCGAAUAUACAUUAUAAAAUAACAUGUAUAUAACGCGUAUUCUGAUCGGUCGAAAGCCGUGUUUGGAUCAGGCCAUCCAAACACGGAAGACUACCGUGUUGUUGUUAUUUUAUAAAACAAUUACUUUAUGGUUUCCGUGUUUGGAUGGACUGAUCCAAACACUUGGGAAUAUUGCUCGAGUUAAGAAAAGCGGGCAAAAUCACUCGCCUUCGGCUCGUGUUUCGCUCGCUUUUCUUAACUCUCGCAACAUUCCCGCGUGUUUGGAUCAGGCCAUCCAAACACGGAAACCAUAAAGUAAUUGUAUAAUAUUUCACGGCAUGGUCUACUUUCCAUACCCCGUUGAAGAUAUAAGAAAUCCAUUUAAUAAAUAAUGCUUAUAAGUAAGUCACAAACGAGAGAUCCCAGACACAUGUAAGGUCGUAUUACGCAUCCCGAAAUUAAAAUAAAUCUGAUAUAAAGCACGCAAAAUUAAACAAAAGUUAGAAGGUAACGAAAUACUUCGCCACAAAAUGAAAAUAACGAAGUAAAACGUUACUUCUUAAAAUGACUUCGUUCCAAGUGAAAGUACUCCAGAAAAAGUUUACUUUGUUACAUGCUCACUUCUCAAAAAUAGUACUCAAGUACAGUAACGAAGUACAUUUACUUCAUUACUUGACGCCACUGAACGGGACUCUAUAGCUAAAGUGGCGUACUUUCCGGAGUGUGUAUUGUACUCUAUCCAUUUACUAUUCUAAUACUACUUACUGACUAAAACAUUUCCUAAUUCGCGUUGUUACAGAUUCCCGACGUUGAAGGCAAUGACUAUUGUUUGAAUCUAUAUAAGGCAUCUUUCUCCUUUUCCAAAUGGCUGAACUGCCUUGAACGAUGCACAAGUCAUGGGGAAUAUAAUCUCGUCGCAUUCAAUACACCAACAGGGAUUUUCUUACAAACUGUUCGCGAUGUUGUACCUGGACAACAACUAUGUGUGGCCUACGACCUGGCAUAUGGUGAGUUUUCUCAUUCGCACGAACUCUUCAAUGCAAGUGUUGUUUUUAGAGGAGUCGUUCCUGGAUUCCAAGAAAUAUGAUAGUAGUGCAGUACUUGCCUACCUAAAUCAGGAAUCAACCUACCGUAAUUGUUUACCUUCCGUUAUGAGAUUACUAAAUUACCUACUCGAUCAACCCUAACAGAUCUUUAGGCCAAUGAAAAUUGAUAUCAUGUUUCUCGUCCCCGCCCGCAUGGGAUUUAUCUGCCGCACGAAAAUUUUUCAUUAUUCAUUAUUUUUGAAAAAUAGGCUUAAAAACACCAAAUUCAUCUCCAGAUCAAAGUCUUAUUGCUGCAUUGCCAAGCGCAACUCAAAUUGUAUCUUUCUAACGAUAUUACUCGCCAGAAUGCCUCUAUUUUUCAUGUCAGCCUUGAUAUCUGUAGAAAUGUAUUGUAGUCUGUAGACUGUAGUGUAGGACUACAAUUAAUUAUACACCAAUUUUUAAUACUUGAGAUUUUUAUGGGGGGUUUUUACUGGGUCAAGGAAAUUAUUGACAAGCAGAAUUCAAAUACAAAAAAUAAUGAAAAAUGAAAAAAUCCCGCUCCAAAUUUUUGAAAAUUGUGGACGAGAAACAUGAUAUCAAUUUUCAUUGGCCUUAGGUUCCCACAGUUACCUAUGAUUGACGAAGCUUAAAUUAUCUUAUACUGGAAACUGGCUCUUUGGUAUUGUAAAUCAUCCCUUAGUUUCCUUUAGAAUAAAAAUUAAAAUUCUUCAUUGAUCUAAGAAACAAAGUUGACCAAGUCGGUAAAUUUGGUUGUUGAAAUGGUAAGCAUGCAUGUUGUUGUUUGCUGCUGUAUCACUUUCUUGUUGUUCGUAUACAAACCUUGAAUUUAUAAAGAAAGUCCUUAAAUUCUUCAUCCUGUUAGUUUCUGGACAUUUUCUGAAACUACUUGACAUUAAAAAACGGACAUUUUGUUGAAUUGAUUUUAUUCACUUCUCGCAAAGCUGUUUGAAGUUCAUUUAAGUUGCCAUUUUAUAUAACAGUUGCCUGGAAAGCCCUUGAAUUUUACUCUUCCUAACUUGUAUAAACCCUGACGUAUCGUAAUCUGCUUGGGAUUAUGUAGCAUCAACAAGUUUUAACAUUACAGCUGGUAUAGGUAGAAUAUCGCAGUUCUCACUGCUCUAAUUAAUGUAUAAAUAUGAGUACCCUCUCAAAAUAAAGUUUAUAUCAUUAUAUACCUUAUUUACCUGACGAAAUCUUUUAGUGGAAGGACAAAAUGUUCGCGAUCUCCUACAGUCCUACCCUACCCUGCAUGUACAUAUUACCAUGAAUCUGUGACAUAUGCGCAUGCAUUUAAUCACCAGAUAUAUGACAGGGUUACUAGGCAAAAUGGUAAAUUCAUUCAUUCAAAAAUGAUCAUGCCGACAAGUACUGGUGUUAGUGACAUUAUGUAGCGUAUAGAAUGUGAAGAAGACCAGUAUCAAAAAUUAUUAUUAUAGAAGACCAGUAUUAAAAAUUAUAUAUUACUAUAGAAGACCGGUAUCAAAAAUUAAUUAUGCUAUACUGCUACUACUUGUGGUGAAUAUAUUAAUAUAUGUAAAAAAUAAAGGAACUACAAUAACGAACUAAAAUCUGGUGAAGGAUUUGUGAGACAUAAAAUGAGACGUGGAUUUAAGAGCGAGAGAUUGAAAUUGAGUAGGAAAGGCAACACUGAACACGUUUCGACCAGCAGGGAGCUUGAUUUUUGACGGACGUAGGUGGAACUGAUAUAUAGAAGGAACAUAAACUCUAUUUCAUAUUCAUUUAGAAGCAUGGCGAACCAAGAUGGUGUUAGAUAUUCAGACAGUACAUCAUAUUUUUAAAAAAUACAGCAGUUCAAAAUGUAAACAAACCGUUUGUUUACAUUACGGACUUGACUUCCACUUUAAGAAUGGAAGGAUAAAUGAAUGAUAAUUAGGGACAAUAAAAAACUCACAAAUUGACUAGGCAAGCAUAGCAUAAAUUGUUUAUUAUUGACUUUAGUUCUCUUACCAAAGAUUUUGUUGUGGCGGGACAUUCCGACUCGUAGUUGAUCCCCCGGCGAACAUUUGUUCAGGAAGUCAUGAAAUUUUGAUCGUGUGCACAAGAAAGCACAAUUCAUGCUCCGUUCAUCAAAUAUUUUACCUACACUUCAUGCUCUUGAAUUCUCAUGAACAGUUGAUGAAUGGAAAAUCAGUUUGUUUUGAAUCAAACAGAAUUUUUGUUCAUUUGAAACCUUCACACCAAAUUUUAGUUGCUAAUCCUACUUUCCCUAUAGUUUUAAUCACCAGAAUUAAUCAGAGUAUAGAAUAUUUUUUUGAUACUGGUCUUCUCAUUUUAUAGGCUACACAAUGUCUUACACUAGGACUUAUGCAAUUACCUAUUCUAUACCAAAAUUGAGAAUUUUGGAAACAAAAAUAUUUUCUUACCACUAUGUCCAAGUCUGACCAGGCCACUGGUCUAAAAACGAGCCGCCAUUGAUGACCAUUUUCCAUCUUCUUCGGUGGCGAAGUGGUUAGCGCACUUGCCUUCACUUCUAAGGUCGCAGGUUCAAAUCUCAAUGAGAACAUCUCAAUGUGACUCGAACCCAGUCCUCAUGUGAAAAGAGUAAAAGUCAACGUCGGUUCUCCGGGUACUCGGGUUUCCUCCCACAGGGAAAGUUGACAGGGUGGGUUAGGCACAUAGGUCUAGGGGCAGAUCAUUAAUGAGAUAUGGACCAAUAGCGGCUGCUUAAAGCGCCAUUUGUAAGCUCACAGUCUACCUCGUUCUACUUCACGGCAGUUCCGGCUCUAAUGUAACCAGUCACUGAAAACCCCUGAUAGGGAGUGUGCUGAGUAAUAUAUGUAUGUAUGUAUAUGUAUCUAGACAACGCGUUUUCUUUCUUAGCGAUAUCUAGAAAGUGCAAAAAGGUGCUAAAAUGUCAGUAAAACAAUAGAGUUGUGGUUGUCACACCAAUAUGACCUCAUUUGCAUCAAUUUUAUAGAGCAGAUGAACUGUCCAGUCGUACAGUAGAUGUGAGAUCAGUUGGCCAGGCUUACUUAAGAAUUAUCAUGCAGUUAUUACAAUGUAUUUUAAAUUUAUUUUAGAUCUUCCACAAGUACUACAGACACCUGUACAGACGAUGCAAUCUUCAAAUACCUUUCCACCUGUGGGAAAUGUUGCUGAACCGUUCGUUAACUUGAGGUAUGCGAUUUCCUGUCAUAAAUGUGGCCAUAGUCAAUCAAGAUACAAGAUAGUCGGGAAACGCGAAAAUCUUUGUUCUAUCUUCCUCGCACCUACUAAAAUAGGAGUCAGUGACACAUGUCUCCUUCAUGUAUUGUUAUUACAUGAUCAAAAACACUUCGAAGUUCCGAAGUAGUUAGGCCAAACCUUUACAAGAAUCAUACAGCAUUGAAAUAAACUCAGGAAAUUUCUGAAAUUGAAAUCAGGCGCAGAUCACGGUGGUUGCGGGCCAAUAUUUUGGGAUGGGUACUAUGUAGUAUUUAAAACACGAGAAGGAGUGUUUUAUCAUAAAUUAUUUAAAACGCGAGGCGCAGCCGAGCGUUUUAGAUAUGAUAAAACGCGAGUUCGAGUGUUUUGAAUAGCUUAAAAUACGACUACAAAAUAAUGCUAAUUAGGAUGAACAAUUAUAUAAUCAUACUAAUUAGGAUGAAGAAUUAUAUAAAGAAUACUAAUGAAGAUGAGUUUUAUCAGAUAUACUGUAAAGUCACUCCACGUGACAUAUUAUGGCUGACAUGAUUUGCCACAAGGCUGACAUGAUUUGGCUGACAUGAUUUGCCGUAUUUUAAAUAUAUGUACAGUAUAGUGUUGUUGUAGCAUUACAUUCCCUUUAAUUUUUUUUUGUAAAUCAGCAGCGGGCGGAAUCCUAGCGUUUUCUGCAAUCUGAUUGGCUGCAGCAGCGGGCGGAAUUUUACGAUAUUUGACCACGGUGCGGAAUCCUAUACGUAAUGGCCGAAGCAAAGCAAAAAUUUUUGUAUGUUUGUUUUAAAAAUGAAAAAUAUGAAUAUGUAAUUUUGUAAUAAUUUUAAUGAUGGAUCAAAUAAUUGUACUGUAUUUUAAUUGAAUUGUUUGUUUUCUAAAGUAAAAUAAUUAAAUAUCAAAAUAUUUUUAUUGUUUUGUUUUCUAUAUGCGCAAUCUAAUAAAACCGUUGCCAUUUGCCUCUGAGUCUUCUACAAAAAAAUAAAUACGUUAUUUACCGUUUAGGUCGGUCCGGAUAGAAAAAUAUUUAGAAAAAUAUUUUUCUAUCCGGACCUCCCAGCCGGUAAAUAACAUAAUUAUAUGUAUUUCAUUGCGCAUACGCUUGAACUUUUUCUGUGUUUUUCAAUAAGAUAUCACUGAACUCUAUUGGUUUUGUAUGGCCAUUUUUAUUGUGCCGUACUCUGAAUGUUUGUGAUCAUGAAGUGACGGCCGUCAAGAAGUGAGGAACAUCUAUAUAUUUCAAAUUAUUUUUUAGCGUAUUGCGAUGGUAUUUUACCAACCGCGAAGGCCAGUGUGAACGCCUGAGCAGGCGUCUUGUUCUAGCUAGUUAAAAUGAUGUUGCAUGUGAACUAUUCAUAAGCUACUAGCUAAAUGCAAAUUAUAUACAUGUGUAGGCGAGGUUAAAUAUUAGGAUUUUUUGGCAUCCCACUCGAUUGAAGGCUUUUGUAAAUGGAAUUUUUGAGUGUAAAUUUCAUACAUUUAUUUAGACAUAACUAGUUGCAAUAUGCAAGGGCCUAUAGUUGACAAUAAAAGUAAAAGACGAGUCAUAUACAGUAGAAGAAACGUGUAUUUAAUUUUGUAGAGCUACUGUUGGUCCGGAAUUCCUUGCAAGAAUUCAUGAGCAGCGAACGUCGGCUAGUGCUUUGGAAAUGGCAAAUCAUAAUGAUAAUCAUGUUAGCACUGAUGAUAACGAUACGGAGUUGCCAGAAGAUAUCAAACCAACUUACAAUGUGAUGACAGCCGAUGUCUCAGAAACGUACUACCCUCCCAUUGAAGAUUCAAGUAAGUCUAACUCCUUUGCAGCUUUUAUACUAUUGUUCCCAGUAAACUGCGAAACGACCGUUUUUUAGGCGGUUUGUCAAUAACAGUUUAGUCAAUUACGAAGGACAUAUUUGUGUACCCCGUGAUCACAAUUUGUUGCAAGCGGCGUGUGAAAAACUGCAAGUUUCAGUUUGACCGUUCUGGCAAUUAAAUGGUUUUUAAUUUUAUUGUCCAAUCAGGUGCGUAGUUUUGAUUUAAAAUUCAAAGCUACACAUCUGAUUGGACAAUAAAAUUAGAAACUCAUUUAACUGUCAGAACUGUCAAACUGAAACUCGCAGUUUUUCACACGCCGCUUGCAGCGAAUUGAGAUCACGAGAUACACAAAUAUGUCCUUCGUAAUUGACAAAACUGUCACUGACAAACUGCCUAAAAAACGGUCGUUUCGCAGUUUACUGGGAACAAUAGUACAGUAUUUAAGGAUGUUCCAAGGAAUAUACAACCCAGGUGCGAAUACUGAACUCUAUAAUAUGGAAGGCUGACUCAAAAAGUGAAGCCAAGCAUGGCGAAUUUUGAAGGCAUUCAUGCGCGUCAGCUUCAGUCUCCCAACACACGCGGUCAACUUAUACAUUUCCCCUAUCUUUGCAUGAGUAUUAAAAACAGAAGACAUUUGAAUGAAAAGUUGAAUGUUAGUGUUUUGUUUUUGGUUGGUUUUAAAUUUUAAUGAAAGUUAUUUAAAAGACGAUAUAUUUUACUAGGAAGAAAGCAAAAGAGCGCCGGGUUAUUGUUUUUGGAAAUGACAAAGAAAAUCAACACUUAUAUGACAAACAAAACACACAUGUUACUCAAUCUGUUUUCGCAUGUGAAAAGGGUUUUUCACUCGUAUAAACAGCCCUGUCAUUGAAACAACAAUUUAAGUUAACAAAGUCAUUUUAUUAAAUACAUAUUAUAAUAUACAUAAAAAUAUUACUCGACUGUGAUUGAUUUCAAAGCAGUUAAUGUCAAGCAGCAGUGCAAAUAUCUGUAACAAACUGAUCUGAUUGGUGGAAAAACAAUGGGAUAUAAAAUCAACCAAUCGGCUUAAGGGAGGCAGUGGUCAAGUAACGGUCGGCUUUUAUAUUUUUUUAAAUGGAAAAAAAACUUUACCUUAAGGCCGUUUUCCACUAGGCGGAAUUUUGCGCGCGGAGCGGAAUUUCUCUUUGUUAUUUCUGAUUAGUCCCACCCGAGAAAUCACAAGACAAAGAAAAAUUCCGCUCCGCGCGCAAAAUUCCGCCCAGUGGAAAACAGCCUUUAAACUAACAAAUUUCAAGUCGGUUCGAGUGGGUGAUAUUUCGGUCUAGUUUGACCUCGUAGCUCAGUUGGUAGAGGAUUGGACUAGCAAACCAAAGGUCGUGGGUUUGAUUCCCACCGCCGUCAAGCAAACUGUUCAGCUUGCCAGGUGUGGACACACUCAGAGACAACAUCACAAACAUAUAUCUUCACCUGAGUGCAUAAUAUCAGAAACAAAAAACUUAAGACUUCUUCCAAUUUCCUUAUCAAAUCCCCAGAACGUUGCUGCCCGUAGAUACCUCUAAUGCUUUUGCGUUUGGUUAACGGUCCUACUCUAAACAAGCUAACAGGCUAAGGUUAACUCGACGAGCACCGACAAUUUGGCUGGAUAGAUGUAAAAUUAAUUUUGUCCAGUAAUUGUUUAUUAUACUAUGCUUGGUUUAGGAAACCCUUUGAACGAAGAAUUCACGCGAAAUAGUUCACAAGACGGAAAAGUGAACAAGGCUGGCGGAAAAGGCAAAAUGUACAAGUGAGUCUCUAUGAUCCCGUUGCCGCCAUUCAUAAUUUUGUCAAGUCUGUUUGACUUACGUAGAAAUAUAAUGCUUUAGGUAGGCGAUAAAUAGACUUUAUAAAAUUGCAAUUGGCCGAAAAUUUACUCAGUUAAAUAUAACAUUUCCAGUAAUCAUUUCCCUUCCCAGCAACAAAUGAGAAAUCUUAUUUCUAUAUUGUAUGCGAAUUUUAACUAUUUAGUUUCUGUCUUAUGUGAAUUAUAGUAAGAAUCACGGCAUCAUAUUGAGUAAGAAGUUAGAUAAUUCAUUCGAAAAGUGGACGCUAUUGUGUCCGAAAUUUCUGGUAAUGAAAUCAUGAUCUGCAAUGUGACGUCACAAUGAUCAUGCACAUGAAACACUGUCAUCUGAAUAACGAAACGAGCUAAAAAUAUUUGGAAAAAAGAUCUUAUAUGGUCAUUUUCACAAUGCAGGCAUGAAAGAGUGAAGUAAUGCAAUCGCAAAUUCCGUAGUGUAAAAUUCACUAUUUUAUUCCAGUACUAUAGCCACUUACUA
Molecule: messenger RNA, 20078 nt
Organism: Paramuricea clavata
Lineage: Eukaryota; Metazoa; Cnidaria; Anthozoa; Malacalcyonacea; Plexauridae
Source: the annotation of a GenBank genome assembly